Zophobas morio is the source of this 4960-nucleotide messenger RNA. RefSeq lists its product as uncharacterized. Gene Ontology annotation, molecular function: serine hydrolase activity. The coding region runs from base 1076 to 4516 and encodes 1146 amino acids. The transcript has 13 exons. The record is from RefSeq and is a predicted model, not a curated record. NCBI's taxonomy places the organism in Eukaryota, Metazoa, Arthropoda, Insecta, Coleoptera, Tenebrionidae.
UUGUUUAAUACAAAUGGGCCAUCGCUGGGUCGUUCCUGAAGGUCACUGUUUUACCCAUGGUGAUGGCGUGACCAGUUUAGUAUUGUGUGUCAAACCAUACUUAGUGUUCCACAAUGAUUAGCAAAGGGGUGUUUGUCAUUGUAAUGAUGUUGGAUACCUUUUCAAGCAUUCUGCCACUCCAGAAAUAGUACCAGGUAGUGUUGAAGACGUCUGUCUUACUCGCUUUGUCAAGUUGUGGACCAAUUUUGCUAAAUUUGGAAAUCCGACUCCAGAUAAGAAUGACGAUUUGCUGAAAGUCGUGUGGAAACCUGUAACGGAUGCCAAUGUGGAUUUUCUUGAAAUUGGGAAAGAAUUGGAAGCCAAGUCGAAUCCAGUGACUGAAAGACUGCUGCUCUGGAAACAGGUGUUUGCUGAAAGUUCAGCUGGAAAGAAACAGACUGAUGCUAUUUGAAGGGCUCAAAAUAAAUGUCUUUACAACACAUACAUUGAUUGGAUUUUAAACAAUAAAUAUUAUCCCGGCGAAUCCGCCAAAUACAUAGGUAUAUUUAUCAAAAUAAAAAAAAAAAUCAAGAGAAUCAUGUUGGUACCAAAAUUCUGAAAAUACCCCAGAAGUGACAUUUCGAAUUGCUUAAAUUGGUUGAUUUUUAGUACUAAAGCAAUUAAUAUGAAUUUUUCCACCUCAAACAUUAACGGAAAACUGAAACAUUAAUAUUUUAUUAUCAGACGACACACUCUCCAUUGUAGGUUAUGCAACACAAUAUACACGAUUGAUAGAAGUUCAAUUGAGAUUAUUAUACAUAGAAUGAUAUUUUUGCUCCACUUUUGACCCCCAUUUACUUCAUUAACUACAUGUAUGAUGUUCGGAGAAGUAGAAAACAUGAGGUCAACUUAUUAAUGCGUUCAAUUAAAAAGGAUGAAUCGAUUAUAAGUAAUUAUUUGCUAAAUAAAUAAGAAAAACCUGUAUAUCGUACUAAUAAGUAAACACGAAGCGACUUAUAAUUAAAAAUAUCUAUCUUUGAGCAUCGAUAUCAGAAUACUAGGUAAACAUAGUUUUGCGUGUCAAACAGUACAAAGAAUGACUCAACUUGAAGUUACAAUCCCUCAAGGAACGUUGCGUGGUUCUACAGCCACGGAUCUCCAUGGCAACCCCUUCCUGAAAUUUCAGGGAAUUCCAUACGCCAAACCUCCACUAGGCGACCUUAGGUUCAAGGCACCCGUUCCUCCCGAAAAAUGGUCCGGCGUUUUCGAUGCCACCAAAGAGGGCGGUAUUUGCUACCAAUCAAAUCUUUUCAAAAAAGGAGUCCUUGUAGGAACUGAAAAUUGCUUAGUUCUGAACGUCUACACCAAAAGACUCCCCAGAGACGACAAAAAUCUGCGUCCGGUCAUGUUCUGGAUCCACGCUGGAGCGUUCCUUUGGGGGCACGGCGGCGAAGAAUUCUACGGACCGGAUUACCUUAUUACCGAAGACGUGGUUGUGGUUACCAUCAACUAUCGUCUAGGUCUUUUCGGGUUUAUCAGUUUUGACGAUGCUUCUUUAGAUAUACCAGGGAACGCCGGUUUGAAAGACCAAGUCAUGGCUUUAAGAUGGGUCCAGGAGAAUAUCGACAAGUUUGGUGUAGAUCCUAAUAAUGUAACUAUUUUUGGUCAGAGCGUUGGUAGUGCUUCAGUCCAUUUGAUGGUACUGUCACCUUUAGCAAAGGGGCUUUUCCAUAAAGCUAUAGCGCAGAGUGGGUGUGCUACAUGUCCAUGGGUUCGAGCGAGCAAAGGGGCGAAACGUGUGGCUGAAGUAAUGGGUCUUGAAGGGACAGACGAUAAAACUGUUUAUGACACUCUAGUAAAGAAAUCAACCGAAGAGGUUCUAGAAAUUCAAAAUAAAAUGGACGAGGAAAUCAUACCUUACAAACCGAGGUAUGUAGGUUUCGUCAUAGAAACAAACUCGAAAGAACCGUUCCUGGUAGAAGAACCCGUUAAAAUUAUGAUGUCUGGCAAAUUCAACCAGGUACCAUUUAUAAUAGGGCACACUACUUUAGAGGGCGCUAUUCUUGACAUGUUGAAAAUACAAACUCAAGCUGAGGCCCCAGAUUUCGAAAAACUUAUUCCAUGGUCGUUUGGUUAUGAAGUGGGUUCUCCUGAAUCCAAAGCUGUGGCUACUAAGAUAAAAAAAUUUUACUUUGGCGACGAAGAAUAUUCCCGGAAGCUUCUAAGAAACAAAUAUGAGGUUUUGUCUGAUAUUUACGGCAUUUAUGACGUUUAUGUUACAACAAUCAUUCAAUCCGCCAUUUCUAAAGCACCUACUUACAUCUACAGGAUGUCCGUCGAGACCAAGCUAAAUUUCUUAAAAACGCAUCUGAAGAUUCAAAUUCCAGGUGUUUGUCAUUGUGAUGAUCUUGGAUACCUUUUUAAGCAUUUUGCCACUCCGGAAAUAGUGCCUGGUAGUGUUGAAGACGUCUGUCUUAAUCGCUUUGUCAAGUUGUGGACCAAUUUUGCCAAAUUUGGAAAUCCGACUCCUGAUACAAAUGACGAUUUGCUGAACGUGGUGUGGAAACCUGUAACGGAUGCCAGUGCGGAUUUUCUUGAAAUUGGGAAAGAAUUAGAAGCCAAGUCAAAUCCGGUGACUGAAAGAUUGCUGCUCUGGAAACGCGUGUUUGAUGAGAGUCCAACUGGCAAGAAACGGAAUGUUGCUAAGAUGAAGGGCUCCAAAUAUCAGCGCUAUAUUCCGGUCCUUCUUCAUUACAAAAAACAAGUUUGGCAGCUCUCGCGUUGUCUAGCAGUACCUGGCAGUACGGUACUUUUGGUCACUCUGGGACAACUUCGGCGUGUGUUGCUGAAAAUGGUCGAUCACUAUGUAGUUUCUGCACGCUUGGCCGCCACAAUUUUACCCCUGGUGAUUUUUCUGAACGCAGUUCAUAGUCUGGCUCACCCUGAAGUUACAAUCCAUCAAGGGACGUUGCGUGGUUCUACAGGUACUGAUCUCCGUGGCAACCCCUUCCUAAAAUUUCAAGGAAUUCCGUACGCCAAACCUCCAGUGGGCGACCUGAGGUUCAAGGCACCCGUUGCACCCGAAAAAUGGACCGGGGUUUUCGAUGCCACCAAAGAAGGGAGUAUUUGCCACCAACGAGACGUUUUCAAAAAGGGCGACUAUGGUGGAAGUGAAAACUGCUUGUUUUUGAACGUCUACACGAAAAAGCUUCCCGAAGACGAAAAAGAUUUGCGGCCCGUCAUGUUCUGGAUCCAUGGUGGAGUGUUCAUUUUGCAGCACGGUGGUGAAGAACUGCACGGUCCCGAUUUCCUGAUUACCGAAGACGUGGUUGUGGUUACCAUCAAUUAUCGUCUGGGUCUUUUAGGAUUUAUCAGUUUUGACGAUGCUUCUUUAGAUAUACCAGGGAAUGCGGGUUUUAAGGACCAAGUCAUGGCUUUAAAAUGGGUCCAGAAGAAUAUCGACAAGUUUGGUGGGGAUCCUAACGAUGUUACGAUCUUCGGGCAGAGCGCUGGUGCGGUUUCAGUCCAUCUGAUGGUACUGUCGCCUCUAGCGAAAGGACUUUUCCACAAAGCUAUAGCCCAGAGUGGAAGUGCUAUAAAUCCAUGGGUUCAAGCUCGCAAAGGGGUGAAACGCGUGGCAGAAGUAAUGGGUCUUGAAGGGGCAGACGACAAGACCGUCUUUGACGCUCUAACGAAAAAAUCAAAAGAAGAGAUUUUAGGACUUCAAGAAAAAAUGGACGAUGAUUUAGAACCCUAUACACCGCGAUACAUAGGUUUAGUCAUUGAAACAAACUCGAAAGAACCGUUCAUGACUGAAGAACCCAUUAAUAUUAUGAAGUCUGGAAACUUCAGCCAGGUACCGUUUUUGACUGGGUACACUUCUCUAGAGAGCGCUAUUCUCCACCUAUUGAGCAAAUCUGAGGUCCCAGAUUUCGAGAAACUUAUUCCAUGGUCCUUUGGCUAUGAAUUUGGUUCUCCUGAAUCUAAAGCCGUUGCUGCAAAAUUGAAGAAAUUUUACUUUGGUGACGAAGAAUACUCCCAGAAACUUUUAAAACAAAAAUACGACGCUUUGUCUGAUAUUUACUUCCUUUAUGGAAUUUAUGAUACAAUAAUGACUCAAUCCGCUGUUUCCAAAGCUCCCAUUUAUCUGUACUGGAUGACUCUCGAAACCAAGCUGAACUUGUUUAAAAUGCUUCUAGGCGUUAGGAUACCAGGUGUUUGUCAUUGUGAUGAUGUUUUUUACCUUUUCAAGAAUUUUGCCACUCCGAAAAUAGUACCUGGUAGUGUUGAAGACAUCGGUCUAACUAGGUUUGUCAGGUUGUGGACCAAUUUUGCCAAAUUUGGAAAUCCGACUCCUGAUAAGAAUGACGAUUUGCUGAAAGUGCUGUGGAAACCCAUAACGGAUCGUAAGAUGGAUUGUCUUGAAAUUGGGAAAGAAUUACAAGCCAGGUCAAAACCGGUGACUGAAAGUCUGCUGCUCUGGAAACAAGUGUUUGCUGAAAGUCCAGCUGGAAAGAAACAGAAUGAUGCUGUUUGAAGGGAUCCAAAUAAAUGUCUUUACAACAUAUACAUGACUGAAAAAUACCUCAGAUUGUUUUUUUUCAGUACUAACCUACCCAUCUUUUAAUACUCAGCAAUGUAGGUUAUGCAACACAAUAGGUAUGGACUAUUGGAAUGAGUCCAAUAAUAAUUGAGCAUAUUAUAUGUAUAAUUAUAAUUAAGAUAUAAUUCCUUAUACUAUACGAGCUAUUAAGCAUAAUUUAAAAGAUAGGUAUGCAUUAAAACAAGUGAUUGUACUCUGGAAUUUACGCAGUUGUUUGCUUUCUUGAAUUAUAAAGUUUUUUUGUUAUAAUCAUCUACCCAGUUUAAGGUCGAUACUCAAUCAAACAAAUAAAGGUAGAUUAAAAAUAACCUUCUGUUGUUUAGUUAGCAAACAGACAUUUCAUUACUUUCAGACUACAAUUUUCGAAAUAAUAUCCCU